This is a messenger RNA of Austrofundulus limnaeus, 1977 nucleotides long. RefSeq names its product tumor necrosis factor receptor superfamily, member 21 (gene tnfrsf21). Gene Ontology annotation, molecular function: protein binding. The record is from RefSeq and is a predicted model, not a curated record. Gene Ontology annotation, biological process: negative regulation of T cell proliferation; adaptive immune response; humoral immune response. NCBI's taxonomy places the organism in Eukaryota, Metazoa, Chordata, Actinopteri, Cyprinodontiformes, Rivulidae. Gene Ontology annotation, cellular component: plasma membrane.
CAAAAUGUGAAGUCAGACCAGGAAUCACCUCUUUCUUCAGCCACAUGCGGGCUCCUGCGAUAGGACGAGACGCGUCUGUAAGCCCCGCCCCCACAUGCGUCAUCGCUGCGCUGUUCGUGGAGCUUUCUGUGAAGAGGACCCAUCCCCGCACUGCUCAGCGACCGGUGAUGGGCCGGCCGGGCCGUCGGGACGUCUGUCAUCACCGCUAUGGGCAUGAAGAAGGGCGUCCGUCCGCCUCCAGAAGCCUCUCCACCCGGACACUCUGACUAUAAAAGGCCGCUGCCUCUUAGCUCCGCUCCGCUCCUCAGCUCCGGCGCUUCACGGAGAGACAGAAAGAUGAUGAUGAUGAUGAUGAUGAUGAUGAUGAUGAUGAACAUUUAUGAGAAGUGUUACUGAGGACAUCUGCUCGAUCCUCGCGUGUUUUACUUCAGGAUGAUGUCCGCAGUGCUUUUAUGUACAAUCAUGGCUGAGAUCUCAGCGCGGGUUUUGACCUCAACCAGCACAGAGGACAAGCCCCUCCUUUCUCCACGACAUUAUCAGCACACUGACCGACAUUCAGGCACCCAACUGGUGUGUGACAAGUGUCCGGCAGGGACCUACGUGUCCGUCCACUGCUCUCUGACGGCUGUGAGGGAAUGCAGCCCCUGCCCUGAGGGUACCUUCACCCGAGGCGAGAACGGUGUUCAGCAAUGUCAUCGCUGCCGUGCUCCUUGUCCUGUGGGCUUUGUCGAGAAAGUGCCUUGCACAGCCACCCAAGAUCGUGUCUGCGCCUGUCUGGCCAACAGCUUCCUGUCGCGGGACGGUGCCACAAAGUGCAAGCCCCACUCCCUGUGUCCUCAGGGUUCCAGAGUGAAGAAACAGGGCACUGAAACACAGGACGCUGUCUGCAAGCCGUGCACAAAGGGAACAUUUUCAGAUGUGAAGUCCAAUGCAGUUAGGUGCAAAAAUCACACCAACUGCCAAGCUCAAGGGCUGGUGCUGCUUAAACAAGGAACAAGAGAGACGGAUAAUGUCUGUGGACUCCCGUUUACCAGCCCAUCAUCUGUCUCCCCCACCACUCCACUGGGGCCUACACAGCCUGGAAAUGUUCAGGAACCCAUUAUUUCCUCAAUCUUCACAUCACUGAAAAAACUGACUCAUAAAGGUACCUUCAGCAAGUCAGCAGCCAUCCAACUGAAGGAAACAGCAGCUGGGGAAGAUGACAGAGCAGAUAAGCUACUGAUUGCCCACCCUGAAAUUUCCUCUCCACUCAGUCAUGAUUCACCACGUACUCCCCUGCCCACUGCUCACAAGCAGCCCAUGGACCAAGAAGUACAGUUGGGACAACCCAAGCCAGAGCCUAACAAACAGGCAAUGGAGGAUCUUCAGAGUCUUGAUGUCGUGAAGAUUCAAAGAGGUAUCAGUAUGGUAGCCGGUCAGAGUAGUGGAGGCAGAGACUACAAUUCCUACAGACCCAGUCGAAGGGGGUCCCCAAGACAAAGUGCCCAUGAUCACUUUGACAUCAAUGAGCACCUGCCCUGGAUGAUAGUCCUCCUACUGCUGCUGGUGUUGGUUGUGAUUGUAGGGUGUAGUGUGAAGCGAAGCUCUCAGGUGUUGAAGAAGGGCCCAGUGCAGGACCCCAAUGACAUCAUGGAGAAGGCAAUUCAGAAGAAACCACCUGUGCCUUUGACCCAGGUCAGAGAGAAGUGGAUCUACUACUCUAACGGACAGGGGGUGGAUAUCUUGAAGCUUGUGGCAGCCCAGCUCGGUGCCCAGUGGAUUAGCAUCUAUCAGUCACUGGGCACCACCACAGAGCGAGAGGUGUCUGCCUUUUYCAAUGGCUACUCGUGCGAUCAUGAGCGGGCGUACGCAGCGCUGCAGCACUGGACUAUACGAGACAGUGACGCCAACCUGGCCAAGCUGAUCAGCGCCCUGCAUCGACAGCGCCGCAUCGAUGUGGUGGAGAAGAUCCGUUAUGUCAUGGAAGACAACUCACAG